Salmo salar (Atlantic salmon) is the source of this 1133-nucleotide messenger RNA. Lineage: Eukaryota; Metazoa; Chordata; Actinopteri; Salmoniformes; Salmonidae. The record is from RefSeq and is a predicted model, not a curated record.
GACUGCAUUUCACACAGGCCAAUAUCAUCACUUGAAGGAACAACCCAGAUGAACAAACUCUUCAUCUUUCUUUUCAUCUGGAAAGCUUGCACAACUUCAAAGAGAAAGACUUUUAUCCAGCAACCUGUGUCUGAGUCAGUCCAGCCAGGAGACUCUGUGACUCUGAACUGUACAAUACACACUGAGACCUGUGCAGGAGAACACAGUGUCUAUUGGUUCAGACAUGGCUCAGGAGAAUCCCGUCCAGGAAUCAUUUCCACCCAUGGAAACAGGAGUGAUCAGUGUGAGCAGAGCCCUGAGGCUGGGUCUCCUACACAGAGCUGUGUCUACAACCUCCCCAAGAGGAACCUCAGCCUAUCUGAUGCUGGGACUUACUACUGUGCUGUGGCCUCAUGUGGGGAGAUACUGUUUGGGAAUGGGACCAAGCUGGACAUUCAUAAGUAUGAUUUCCCCCUGACUCCCACUGCUCUUGUGCUGGUCAUAUCAAACAUUGUGGUUGUGAUUGUCAUCAUUCUAUUGACAUGUUGGAUAUGCAAGGAAAGGACCAGAGGACCUGAAGAUGCAACUGAUAGAUCACCAACCCCACCAGUCAAUCAGAACCAAGACAGUGACGUGGUAAACUAUGCAGCUGUGAGUUUCACCACCAACAAAAGCUCCUCCUCCAGAAGACAGAGAGCCCAGACCAGCAGAGAGGAUGCAGAGUACUCUGAGGUCAGGUACCUUCAGCAGGAGAGAGAUAUGUGAAUAACCUCACCACAUUGAACGGAAACCACAUCCAUAUACAUUAGAGAUAACUUUGAAGGCCUUGUGAUGACUGGUCAAAAAAAAAGAUUUUAGUACGUAACUAAUAGCUAAAUAAAAUAGGAAAUAGCUCUAAUUGUAACCUAGAAAAGCAACAUGUAUUCGAAUAUUCGUUGAGUAGGCUUUCAUUGUUUCUCCAAUGUCUUAAAUAUGCAAAUGACCUCAACUGAAUAAAUGUUGCUGAUCAAAAAUCACAGCUUAAUUUAUGAGUGUCACGUCCUGGCCAGUAUAAGGUUAAUUGUUUUUGUAGUUUGGUCAGGACGUGGCAGAGGGUAUUUGUUUUAUGUGGUUCGGGGUGGUGUGUUUGUGUAAAGGGUGUUUGAUUUAGUAUU